Molecule: messenger RNA, 1017 nt
Organism: Acanthosepion pharaonis
Lineage: Eukaryota; Metazoa; Mollusca; Cephalopoda; Sepiida; Sepiidae
Source: the annotation of a GenBank genome assembly
AUGUACAUCAUCAGUGGUCUGCGUUCUCGCGAUAGAACUGAGGCGGUGUGCCAGGUAUUGGGGAGGGAACGUUGCCAUCAGCAGGUCGCAAUCCUUUAUUUCCGGCCCACCACGUUCCGGAAUUUUUGCUUCCUUUUUUUUUCUCUUCUCGUAGAUCCAGCGCCCCAUGUUAGCACCAGUUCUUUUUCGUUCUUCAUUACAUUUUUUGGUCGCGAUUGUUAUUGUAGUUGUUUCUUCCUCAGUGUUGUUGUCUGUGUCGUUCUCAUGUCGCCUUCUUUAUCUCCUUCUUCUUCUUCUUCUUCUUCUUCUUCUUCUUCUUCUUCUUUGUCACCAUCCUCCUCGUCUUUUUUAUAUAUAAAAACUUCUAGUUCGUUGUCGUCUCUUUUUCUAUAUAAAAUCUUCUUGCGAUCAUACCACAACACCUUUCUUCUUUUACACCUCUUCUUGUUAACGUUUCUUGUCAUCAUUUUGACAUUCUCCCUUCUGGUCCAUUUUCCCAACAAGCUAACAAUCUUCUUCUUCUUCUUCUUCUUCUUCUUCUUCGUCGUCGUCUUCUUCUUCUUCUUCGUCGUCGUCGUCUUCGUCUUCUUCUUCUUCUCUCUGUCAUCCUUUUUCUUCUUCCUUUCUUCGCUAAGUAGUCUAUCUUUCCUGUUGACAUCAACCACAUUAUCUUUUAUCCUUUAUUUUUUUCAAUUCUUUAUCUUUCUUCUUCAUUAUCGUCUCCAAAAAAACUGUUUACUGUCAUUUCUUCUUCUUCUUCUCAUUAUUAUUAUUAUUAUUUUCCUUAUCCACACUCCCAUUAAUAUAUCUUUUUUUUUUAUUUUUCUUCUGUUUCCUUUACAUUUUCUUUCCUAUUUCGUUUUCUUCUACCAUUCUUUUAUCGUUCGCGAAGACUUCUUUUUUCUGAUUCAUCCUAGUUCUUAUUGUAAUUCCAGUUGUAGUGAUUCACACUAUGCCAUGACCCCACAACCAAUCACCGGUCCGGAAAUGAACAAACAACUUUCAAGCGAUCCGUGA